UUUCAUCAUCUCGUUUCGAGAUCCACCUAUGGGAAGGGCAUCCGUACCUGACCUCUGCAGAAGCAUCUAAUUGCACCAAGUCUGGCUAGACAGACAGAAGCGCGCAGCCAAUGCCAGCCUCCGCUAGACGUGACAGUCGUCUAUUCAGCCAGGUUAGCUGUGUUUUUUUUCUAGGCAUCCUGAGCCGCCCACGCUCGUGCUUUUUUCAACUGCUCCCCCUUUACUUUCCACGGCUGCCCGCCACGGAUAUUAACGAGUUUUUCGCCGACAUGUCGCUCUCUAAAUCUGCCACUGCUCCCGGGACCAGCUCAUCACGGGCCUGCCCGGCCGCGUGCGGGGCUCUCAUCGCAGCUAAGGACUCUCACGAGUUCUGCGUGGUCUGCUUGGGCCUCAAGCAUGCGGAAGAGGCUUUGGAGAACCCGGAGCAUUGCAGCCAUUGCCUUGUGCUGCCGAAAAAGCUCCUGCGGCGUCGACUCAAAGUUGCCGCUACCCAGUGUAUCGAGCUCGGCCUUUCUGACUCGGAUGGGGGACACGGUGACGGCGACGCGCCUCCGGGGGCCUCCCGGGGCGCGACGUCGCUUCAUUGGGCUGACCUGCCUAAUCCUGCGUUCCCCGAAGAGGAUAUCUUCGCGGGCAACCUCCCGUUCGCCGAUGAACCGGCUGGUUCCGGCGAUGAAGACGACGCGGGCCUUCUUGGGGUCUCAGAGGACGAGGAGGCCAUCCCACUCUCUGGUUUUUACCAGGCUAACCCCCCGCGGCCUUACCCCAGUCCAUCCUCCUGGACGUGUGCGAACGAGCGGCCGCUCGCCUUAACAUUCCGUGGCCGGCUCCGCAGAGCGCCACCGACCAGGAGAGGGAUGUGUAUGAUGGGAAAGUGCUGGGUCCCCCGCCCGGCCCGAGGAAACAACUCUUCCCCGUCCUGCCAGCGUGCGCGAAGCACGUGAGGCACUACUGGAGCGACCCGCUGAACCUCAAACACGGUCUCGCGGGUCUGGAGGUGAAAGACAUGGCGGCUCUCGGCUUGGGUGAUCCCCCCGCUGUCGAGCCGUCGAUCGCCAGGCAUCUCAACCCCGUCCAGGGCGGGCUGCUCGCCCCUCCGAAGCCGGUCUUGCCGGGCAAAAUGGACCGUUUUUCUGCCUCUGUUCAUCAGGCCGCUUAUAAAUCCUCGGCCUUGGCUGUCAGGGCUCUCAAUGUUUCGUCCCUGCUUUCCGCUUACCAGGCGGAAAUUUUGGAGGAUUUGGGGCAGCAGCUGGACAAAGGAUCCCCCUCGCCAACCUUGUGGAAGGAGAUCCUUACGGUCAACGACCUCGUCCUCCGCAAUGCUCGGCAGGCUGUCCAAGCUUGCGGGCGCUCCAUGGCGCUUUCUGUAGUGGGGGAGCGUGCUCUCUGGCUGAACCUGUCGGGACUCCCUGACAGUGAGAAGAGGCGCGUUGCGGGCGCUCCGGUCGAGCCUGGCCAGGCUCUCUUCGGUCCCGCCGUGGCUUUGAUGCAGCAACGGUGCGACGACAAAAAGAAAGAGGACGAGGCUUUCAAGUUGUGCCUCCCUAAGAAAGCUGCUCCGCGUCAGUUGCCCACUGCGCGUUUGCCUAACCCCCCCGUCACGGUGCGAAACCCGCAUCAUAGCAGGGAGAAACCGCGCAACAAACCCCCUCCACGGCAGAGUAACCCACCCUCUGCUAAACCCUGGGGAAGAACGUCUCCCGCCGCGGCUGGGAAACCCCCCAACCCAACCCCGACCGACUCUAAACGCAAGCGGCCGGCCUGAUGUCCGACCAUUGGGGGCAGAGAGUCCUCGUUCACGAGCCACAAGCCCAUCGG
Molecule: messenger RNA, 1818 nt
Organism: Triplophysa rosa
Lineage: Eukaryota; Metazoa; Chordata; Actinopteri; Cypriniformes; Nemacheilidae
Exons: 2
Coding region: 1007-1765 (252 amino acids)
Source: RefSeq, a predicted model, not a curated record